This is a messenger RNA of Besnoitia besnoiti, 2037 nucleotides long. RefSeq lists its product as uncharacterized. The record is from RefSeq and is a predicted model, not a curated record. The transcript is spliced from 3 exons. Lineage: Eukaryota; Apicomplexa; Conoidasida; Eucoccidiorida; Sarcocystidae. Bases 1 to 2037 code for a protein of 678 amino acids.
AUGACGUGUGCGCUAGUCGUUCCUGCUCCUGACGCUUCACCCUCCGCCUCCGGCAAAUUGCCGACCGGAGGCGAAGGCGUUCAGAUCGGCCUUGACAUGCAAGCGCCGAUUUCUGGCGUGGUUGUCCAUCUCGAGGGUCUCAAGAAGGUUCGCCCCGGCAGUCUGCAGAAUGAAUUCGCUUCUCUCAGAGCGAGUCACACAGUCGGUGAACUGUUGCAGAGCCUGGAGAAGGCGCACCAUCGCCUGGAGGAGCUGCAGCUGUUCCAAACGGCAGUGAGCGAAGUUCACUGUGGCCCGCGGCCAGGCGAGGUUUCGGUCAAUUUCUUUUUGAAGGAGAAAGCGGCCUCGUAUCUGUUUGGGACGUAUGUCAACUCGAGAGGAGACAUCGAGCUCGAGGCGAACGCCCACGUGCCGGCGUUCCUCGGCGGCGUGCAAACGUUUUCGCUGACUGGAGGCAUGACGCCAGUCAGUUCCGCGACGCAGCUCAAGUUGUCUGUCGACUUGCUUUUUCCGCGUUUCCCCCGCUGUUCACUUCUCUCUAACUGUUUCUCCUCCUCACUCUUCUCUAGCCAGUUGCCGGCUACGCUGGCCUCAUCGACCCUCGACGCCGGGGUGUCCCCGCCGAAUGGGUCUGCGCGGGCGAGCGGAGGGACAGACGCUCUGGGGACUCAGCGCGAGACGAGUCGGUGCCCGGCCCGCCCGGGCCUCGCUCGUGGCGUCUGCGCCGACGAAGAGGGCUUCUUUUCCUCUGGAGUGCUGCGCGCCUUCUCGAGGCAGACGUCGUGGACGGCGGCCUCGUCGUAUUUCCUGCAGCAGACCGGCCUGGGGGUGCUGGCCUUCAGCCGCGACGGGCGCCACACGGUCGGCUGGGAGAGCUGCUUGCGCGACAUUCUCCCGGCCUGCGACGCUGCGCGCAUGGCGUCCCCCGCUGUCCUGCGCACGCCCGUGCGUUCUCUCAAACACGCGGUGCGCUACGACUUCACUUUGGAUCGGCUCGAUCAGCCGACCCAGGCCCAACCCGCCGGUGGCGACGGUGUAUGUACACCCCAUGCGCCCGGGACCCCGGCUGGUGCGCCGUCGCCUGCCAGCGGCGAAGAAAAGGGCCUGUUUCCGCGGAGCGGCUACGUCAUCAACGCAGGCACGGAGCUCGCUUUGCCCGGAGGCGACUCGCGGUUUUUCAAAGCUCACUUCCAGAGCUUCGCCGCGACGCCUCUCCCCGUUCUCUCCUCGUCUGUCGGGCGCGAGAAGCCCCGGGCGGGCGCCGCCUCCAAGGCGGGGUCCGACGCAGGCGAAAGCGGGUCGGCCGCCUCUGCGGCCAGCGGCGCGCACACCGACGACGGGCUCCGCAGCGCCGCCCCGCCCUCGCCCUGGGUGCUGAGUGGCCGGAUCGCGGGCGGCUUUCUUGUGCCCGCCAGCUCUGGCGGCGCGAGCGUCUGCGACAAAUUCAGACUCACGGGCCCGUACGGCGCUGGCACCGCCCUGCGCGGCUUCCGCAGCUACGCCGUCGGCCCCUCCGACGUGUGCCACGUCCAAGACCCCACGACGAAGCGCUGGCGGGCGGCGCUGGACUAUCUGGGCGGAGACUCCUUUCUGGCCUCUGAGGUGUGUCUGUCGUAUGACUUGCGUUUUCCGUCGUCGUGGAAGGCCUCUUCGUCUUCGGUGCCCUCUCCGUCGCUCGCGGCGCCGAGCGAGCCGCGCAAAGCCGCUUGUCCGGUCACUGCGCCCGUGUCUUCUUCGCCCUUCCAUCCGCGGAUCUUCGCCUUCGGCAGCGUGGCGGCGCUCGGGGACGUUUUUUCGAGCGCGCCAGCGGCCGCCGAGGCGCCUGCGAGCUGCGCGGCCGGCGGACACCUCGCGGCGCGCGUCGGCGACUUGCUGCGACACUGGCGAGGGACUGUCGGCUGGGGCCUCGCCCUGCCCGUCUACCGCGGCGUCUGGCUCGAGGCCCUCGUCGCGCUACCCGUCCGCAAACAACGAACCGACGACGUCCAGCGCUUCCAACUCGGCCUCCGCCUCUCCUCAGGGCGAAUGGCGGAGUAA